ACCCCAAAAACAAACGAGCUUGCGCUGUUCUCACAAGGAAGUGCAGAGAGAAAUUGAUGCGCUUUUUUCAGCUGAGUUGGCUCAUAUGUCAAAAGCUGGUGAUUUGUUAUUUAUACAGCCUGAGAUAAAUUGUUCCCAAAGUACGCAGUACUAAUCUGCCAGAGGCGACCCGUCAAACCUUUGAAAAUGCCCCGGAGAAAGAGGACCGCAGGCAGCAGCUCGGACGGGACGGAGGACUCGGAUUUUUCCGCCGACCUCGAGCACACGGAAGCUUCCGAGAGUGUGCGCAGGCGCAGCAGCACGCGCCUGACUCGCGCGUCACUGCGCCUCAGCCAGAGCUCCCAAGAUAACUUCAGCUCUGUGCGGAGCAGUUCUCCUGCAGCUACGGGUCCUGAAGAAGGCCAGGAUUCAGCAGCAGCAGCAACAGCAGCAGUGGCAGCGUCGGUCUUCUCCUCUGGGCGCAGGGUCACACGCAGCCAGCAAGGGGCGACAAACACCACAGCCAAAAAAUACCCGCUGCGUCAGAGCAGGUCAUCUGGCUCAGACACAGAGGCUAAUGACCUGAAGCAGGGAGGGGACCGGGACGAGACCCCUCCUCGCACCCCGACAGGAAACGCCCCAUCCUCAGAGUCAGACAUCGAGGUCUCCAGCCCCAGCAAUGACCACGUGUCCUCUAGCAACGAUGUAGUAGUUUCGCAAGAGGAGGACGAGAGACUGGCCAAAGAGCUGUCACUCAAAGAGGCCGCCGCCCACGACCUUUCCCACCGGCCCAAACGACGGCGCUUCCACGAGAGCUACAACUUCAACAUGAAGUGUCCCACACCUGGGUGCAACUCAUUGGGUCAUCUAACAGGGAGGCAUGAGAGACAUUUCUCCAUAUCGGGAUGUCCUCUUUACCACAACCUCUCUGCUGAUGAAUGCAAGGGCAAGGCAUCGACGCGCGACAAACAGGCCGAAGAAAGGACGCUGUCGCACCGCCAGGACGAGAACAGACACUCCACAAGAAACCAGGCCCCUACAGAGCGUCAGCUGCGCUACAAGGAGAAGGUGACUGAGCUGAGGAGGAAGAGGAACUCUGGCCUCAAUAAGGAGCAGAAGGAAAAGUACAUGGAGCACCAUCAGAGCCACGGAGCAAGCAGAGAGCCGCUGCUGGAGAACAUCACCAGUGACUACGACCUCGAGCUGUUCAGGAAAGCGCAGGCACGUGCCUCGGACGACCUUGAGAAGCUUCGCCUGGCCGGCCAGGUGUCGGAGGGCAGCAACAUGAUAAGGACCAUUGUGUUCGGUCGCUACGAGCUGGACACCUGGUACCACUCUCCAUACCCUGAGGAAUACGCCCGCCUGGGGAGGCUCUAUAUGUGCGAGUUCUGCCUUAAGUAUAUGAAGAGCCAGACCAUUCUGCGCAGGCACAUGGCCAAGUGCGUGUGGAAGCACCCUCCAGGUGACGAGAUCUACAGGAAGGGGAACAUCUCAGUCUUUGAGGUGGACGGAAAGAAGAACAAGAUUUACUGUCAGAACUUGUGUCUGCUGGCGAAACUCUUCCUGGACCACAAGACUCUGUAUUACGACGUUGAACCUUUCCUCUUCUAUGUCAUGACCGAAGCUGACAACACAGGGUGCCAUCUAGUGGGGUACUUCUCCAAGGAGAAGAACUCUUUCCUGAACUACAACGUGUCCUGCAUCCUCACCAUGCCACAGUACAUGAGGCAGGGCUACGGCAAGAUGCUCAUAGAUUUCAGUUACCUGUUGUCCAAGGUGGAGGAGAAGGUGGGUUCACCUGAGCGCCCCCUGUCUGACCUGGGCCUCAUCAGCUACCGGAGUUACUGGAAGGAGGUGCUGCUGCGCUACCUGAACAACUUUCAGGGCAAGGAGAUCUCCAUCAAAGAGAUCAGUCAGGAGACGGCGGUGAACCCAGUGGAUAUUGUCAGCACACUGCAAUCCCUCCAGAUGCUCAAAUACUGGAAGGGGAAGCACCUGGUUUUAAAGAGACAGGACCUUAUCGAUGACUGGAAGGCCAAGGAGACCAAACGUGGUAAUGGCAAGACCAUUGACCCCACAGCCUUAAAAUGGACACCGCCUAAAGGGACGUAGGGGAGCUCCCUCUCACACUCAAAACCCCAAAACACACACAUAUACAGACAGAUUCUGCUCCGUACACUGGCAUGCUCACAGACCCCGAGUCUGAAUCAUGACACACACUCUUGUUCAAAAAGCUUUCAGCAGCUACAGUCAGUCCCUUUCAGAGUCAGCCGUUACUCUGGGUUCAGCAGUCACUGUCAUGGCUCGGGGGAAAAAAAUGCAACAUCAGCUCAACGAUUUGAUGCCUGUCCAGAAUGGAAAACUUUGUUUGGAUAUAUCAUGAAAUUACAACAAAAUGAGGCAAAAUGAAUUAUAAGGAAUGUUUUUAAUGCAUAAAUUAAAAGCUGCCAUCAAGGGAUCAGAGAGGGCUUCAUUUGAACUAAACGCUUAAAAUAGUUUAAAAAGAUGUACUGUAUAGCCUUAUUGCAAUAUAGCUGCUUCAGAUGUCCUUGAAUAAACAACCGUGUUCCACUGGCUCUGACUCCCCUAAAAUUACAGUAAUAUAUUACAUUACGGCUUUUUGGGAUUUGGCUACUUACCUUUUUUGUAUGGAGCCCCAAAGUGUUCGAUUGACUUAAAUUAAUAAAUAGUUAUGUAAAUAAAUAAUCACAUGAAUAAAUUGGGUAAAAUAUAUAAAUUAAACGGUAAUUUUGUAAAUAAUUUAAGAAAUGAUUCAAACUCAGGGAGAAAAGGGCAGAAAGAAAAUAGAAUGUAAUAAAAAUAAUAUUCAAUAAAAUUCUGUUGUUACGAAAAUUAACGAUGAAAUAACAUUUCAUUAAAAUAAGUUGAGUUUUAAAAGAUUCUUCAGUUAUUUCACACAUUGUUGGUUCAUUUAUCAUUUUUACUCAAUUUAUUUAUGUGAUUAUAUUCAUAUUCAUAAUGUAUUUUUUUUAUUUAUUUAAUAUUGAACACUUCCAUAGAAGAGAAGCAGAUAUACAUCGUUUAUAUUUUGGGUUUCAGGCUCCAACUAAGAUUGUUACGUAAAGCGUGACUAAAAUUCAAAUGAAUGAGAAACGUAACAGCCGGUGAUGUCAGUCUACGGAGGAUCACCGCUGAUAUCUCCUCAACCUCAUUUGUUAUCUGAAGAGUGAAAGUAAUUGUGCGUCGUUAGUCCACCUCCUCCCAGACACUUGAUUAGCACAGAGCACCAGGCACACCCGGCUAAUCCAAUCUGCGACAGCUGGUAUUAUUAAACCUGCGCUUCAUUUCAUUCUGUUCUCGAGACGGCCGACACAACGCAGGUCGGCAGCCCGCUGACUCAUGCAACGCGUUUUGGCAGACACAAACCAGCCAGCUGUGAUUAAACAGGAUAAGGCCUGAGCCCAAAAUACAUAAAGUUUCUAGAUCUGACCUCGAUUUAACACCCAGGUCACAUGACUAAAUACAGCGUUCCCCAGCAGACUGGAAAAGAUUUGAAAAUUAAUUUGAUCAUUUCUUUCAGUUGAAAAGAAAAUUUGAAAGCGGAGGAUAUUUUUCCUAAUAAAUAAUAAACUAUAUUUUCAUUUCACAUGUAAAUGAUGUCCAGAACGUUUUUACAAUUUUGUCAUUAAAAUGUCUUUAGACAUUUGAAAUGGUAUGAAGAGUUGCAGGGACCUGGUCUCGGGCCAGAUCUUUUACCUCCUGGAGAGAAUCUCUUCUCGUGUAAAGAAUGGUAGACAGGCCAGAGCGUGCAAACAUUUUUCUAACUGUGGCUGUUUGAACCCAGAGCAAAUCAGUAACUCCGUGUGUCUCCGUCGUGCAACAAAUACACACAUUGUGUCCAGUAUUUAACCCAUCACACCAGUGAGGCGGUUAGUCAGGAAGCUAUAGCUGCCAUUGGCCGUGUUUGGAGCGUGUUAUGUUAUGUCACCAGGAUGGGACCUACCUGGAUGUGUUUUGUGACCACCUCUCUUCCCUUCUUUUUUAACCUUUAAUCCUAGUGACGGCUGUGUUGAUUUAUGAUGUCCACUGUUAUAUUCAGAACAGUAAAGAUGCAUGGGGAGUUUCAGCUGUUAGGAGCGUUGGAGCUCACAAACGUGUUGCUGUGUCCGUUGUGGUGUUUUUGUUAAAGUUCUCAAUGAUAUUUUAUACUUUUUCUACCUCUAAGGUUCACCACUGUAUAAAAGCUAGAACAGCCCAUUUUAAGCUUCUUUUAUUUUCCUUUUUUAUUCUGUGUGUGUUAAUAUGGGAAACUAUGUAGCUGUGUUCGACCAGCAAGUCUUUUAUUGUUGUUUUUUUAACUAGAUUUAAAUAUAUAAAUAUAUGCUAUUUAUAUUCUUAAAAAAUAUGUUAACUGCGUAUAACGUACGGACAAAGUCUGCUAGAGGAAUGUGUACACUAUCGGACCCGGCUUCCUUGUGAAUAUAAAUAUUUAUCUCAAAAUUGUGUGUAGAUUUGAAUGUGUCUAGAAGCUCUUUAAAAAGGUACAUUAGGGAGAAUCUAGGGCAUCCUCCCACCAACAAAGCCAAGUCAUUUACUUUUCAGACGUUAAUCUCCUGUAAUCGAAAGUGACGUAUGAUUGAAUCAAAACGUAUCACUUUUGCACAUUGUCACUACUUGUUACCACCAUAAUUGCUGCUACAAGCAGUUAGGAAAAUACAAGCACAACCUUUUUGUGUAGGACCAGUAAGCAAGGUCGACAGCAUUUCUGUAUUAUUUUUUGUUCUUUAUAGCCCACUAUGUUUGAUUGAAAACUGAUUUUAUUUUAUUGACAAUCUCCAUAUUUAUUGAUUUGGAUCAACUUUCUAAUUUUGUAACCAGAUUUUAGGAUUUGUUAAAGGAAUAGUCUGACAUUUUGACAGUGACUUAGAUGAGAAGAUUAGAUUGCAGCCGGUUAGCUUAGCUUCCCACAAAGACUGGAAACAGGGGGGAAACAGCUAGCCUGUUUCUAGCACACAACUCCCUGUGAAACAACUUAAGUUGUUUUUACACUUCAGUUUUUGCACAGGUUACGCAAACAAGCUAUAAAAUGUUAGAGAGCUUUACAGGUGCUGCUAGGCAGAUCUUGUUACCUUUGAAAAGAGCCAGGCUAACCGUUUCCCCCUGUUUCCAGUCUUUAUGCUAAGUUAAGCUAGCCAGCUAUUGGCAGUAGCUACAAAUACUUCUUACAUGUAGCUACCGCAUUAGAGUGGUAUCCAUCUUCUCAUCUAAAUGUCGGCAAGAAAGCAAAUAAGUGUAUUUCCCCAAAAUGUCAAGCUAUUCCUUUAAACAUUGUGCGUACGCUUAGACGGCAGUUGGCUGUGAAAUUGGAGGUGUGUGGCCAAGAAUGUCAGAUUGAAUCAAAAAAAAUGUUGAAUGUUUUUUGUUUUGUUUUGUUUUGUAGCUUUUGUGUUACAGUUUCAUAUGUGGAGGAAUUGUUUUCCUUUACAGACUACAGCCUUGAGUUUCAUUUGAUUUUCUUAUUUCAUAGAAAAAGCAAUGUUGCCUUUAAAUUCUAUAAUGUCUUUUUUAUAGUGAUGUUUUUCUUUCUGCCAUCUGUGGAUUAAUUUGUCUGUGUGUUUGCAUGUUUAUAUUUUCUCUAAACCGUGUGGUUGGUUUUCCUGUCUUCAUUUGGGUUUCACACGAAGGGGUUCAGGAGUCCCGUCACUGACUGGCAGACUUAAAAUCAAUACAGCCCAUUCAUUUCAGAGGAUGACAUUUAUCCUUUUAGCACCUGUUCUCAAAAAAACUCCCUGAAAUGUGCUACUGACCGAAAUUACGACUAGACAGUGGGGUUUUUUUUUCCGUCUUUGCCAAUUCUUAAGUGCAUUUACAGGAAAGUGCACUUACUUUUUGAACAACCUUUAAAGGGAAACUUCAUCCUAAAACACAGCUCUUGAUGAUGAUGUUCUUUACAUGACUGGGCCAAUUUUGUUCUUGACUGUACUUUUGUGUUUGUUAUGUUGAAAUAUUACCUGCAUAGGUAUGAUGGAGUGGUUGAAGUAAUCAGCGGAUUUGGUUUUGGGCCCUCACAAUGAAAGAGGGUGGGCGUCGUUUUAGGGCUGCCAUUUUGUACUAAGAUUUAACAUACAAGAAAAAAAAAAUCCAUAAUAAGCAGAGAAAAUAUUUUCUUUUCUCACGGUAACAGAAAAAGGAACUGAAUGUACUUUGUUUCUUGACUGGCAAUUCAAUUUAGUUUCAUUAAACCAUGAAUUAAAACACUGUCAAAAAAGACCCCUGGAAAGAGUCUAACAUCACAAACCGAUCGUAUUUAAGCUUGUGAAAGUCUCUGAAAGGGAUUUUCUUCUUCAUUUUUCUUUCUCAUUUAUUUUUUCAUCCUGUUGUGUCACAGUUUUUCCUCUGUGCCAGUGGCAGCUAUAGAUAGGCAGCUUCAGAGCGCCUUGCUGGUUAUUAACACAUCUGCAUUGGGUCACUGUUAGAGGCAUUCCAUCACCUUCCAUAGGCCACCAGCGAGCUGUUGUAGUAACGCAGCACUUCAACGCACCCAGCAUCCUAUUUAAACUACACACUCAAAGUAGACACUCACAAAAGUAGCGUGGCAUCGAUAUGUAGCUCAGUUGUGCUUUUGUACUUGCUUCUCCCCCUUCCUUCCUCUUCAAUAAAUGCAAACGGUGAAACACA
Messenger RNA from Micropterus salmoides (largemouth bass), 6618 nucleotides. Its product is annotated as histone acetyltransferase KAT7-like. The transcript is spliced from 15 exons. Bases 187 to 2091 code for a protein of 634 amino acids. Gene Ontology annotation, cellular component: nucleus. The record is from RefSeq and is a predicted model, not a curated record. NCBI's taxonomy places the organism in Eukaryota, Metazoa, Chordata, Actinopteri, Centrarchiformes, Centrarchidae. Gene Ontology annotation, molecular function: histone acetyltransferase activity; zinc ion binding. Gene Ontology annotation, biological process: regulation of DNA-templated transcription.